AUGGCUGCGCAGCGCAAGUCCGGCAAAGAGUCCGACAAGUUCGCGCGGCGGCAGCAGAGGACGCGGGGAAGCAAAGGGCAACUCGUCGAGGCAAGGGGAAGGCUAAGAAUGCCUCAGCCGGCCGCUUGCCACACGAGGGAGACAAAGUAUCUCCGAACAAAAGCGAGCUCCUUCCAAAGACGAAGGGCAACAAGCGAAAGGCUGCGAACCUUCUGGAACCGGCGGAGGGUGUCAGUGAUGGUCUGCGACAGAAGCUUUUGGCAACCAAGCAGCGUCUCCUGGCCGGCAACGCAGAAGCGGCUCGCGCAGGGGUCGUGCAGGCGGAGCCUGGAGCUUGGGCCGCCAUGCAGGCCGAGAAGGAGAAAGCCAACGACGGGAAGGACGGGCAAAAAGG
Molecule: messenger RNA, 394 nt
Organism: Symbiodinium sp. CCMP2456
Lineage: Eukaryota; Dinophyceae; Suessiales; Symbiodiniaceae
Source: the annotation of a GenBank genome assembly